Messenger RNA from Peromyscus californicus insignis, 3233 nucleotides. It is a transcript of the gene CUNH2orf42, whose product is annotated as chromosome unknown C2orf42 homolog. The transcript is spliced from 11 exons. The coding region runs from base 1082 to 2806 and encodes 574 amino acids. Gene Ontology annotation, cellular component: nucleus. NCBI's taxonomy places the organism in Eukaryota, Metazoa, Chordata, Mammalia, Rodentia, Cricetidae. The record is from RefSeq and is a predicted model, not a curated record.
AGGGGGAUCAUCUCUUCUUUAACUCCUCCCUCCAGUUUCUGAAUCAAUAUUAGGCAAUUUGAUCCCACAAAAGGCCACUUCUACAACUGAGAAGAGUAAAAUUUGGUCAGAGUAAAGUAAUUUGCCUACAGCGCCACCAUCAGUAAGUGGAGUAACUGAAAAAUUACUGAAGAACUUAGAUUUAUUCUGUAUGACUCUGAAAAACGAAAGAACAGGCAGGCUAUUUCGGCUCAUUCCAAGAAGGAAGCGUUCAAGUAAUAAACGUGCAAGUGCCAAGGGAGAGAAAGAACCAUACAAGUGAAAGAGUAAGAGCGCGACGCAAACUCGAAAUUGCAGCUGCUUUGCUAAUAAGAUAGAGCGUCAGUAGCAUUAUCUUCAGUACAGAAUUGUUUCGGCUCGAUGUAGUCAGGGCCACCGGGAAGCCCCAUAGGUGUUUUCUGUACCUCUAGGUCAAGCUAGAAAGACCAAGAACGUGACAACACCAGACUCUUCUGUGCUGCUUAGUUCACUAGAUCAUGUCCAAAAGGUAGCGCGCUCAGCUGAGAACACUACAAAUCCCAUCGUGCCUCUCCAGCGGAGGUGGGCGGGCCCUUGGUGCACGUGGGCGACCCUGACCAAUAACGACUGUCGUUACAGCGAACAGUUUGGCCGCGUUUGUAAAAGGCCGCCGCAGGCAAAGCGAGACGCGGCGAGGGCGGUCGCCAGCGAGAGGUCCCUAGAGGUGCGAGUUAGAAAGUCUCACAGAGGGACCUCUGUGAUUUGGAGGCCAGCCUGGUCCACAGAUUGACUUCAAGACCAGCCCAGGCUGCCAAGAUCUCUACCUAGGGGAGCUGGAAUCAAACUGGAACUCUGACUGGAACCCUGAGCAAGCUUUGCUUGGGGAAAAGAGAAUGUCUGCAUUGUUACAUCAGAGAUCAGCCUUCAGAAGACUUAGGCCAAGUGGCAUAUCUCACUGCAAAUGAGCAUGCCUGUCUCUGUGCUGUCUGAUCAUCACAAACUAAUGAAGCACACUUUAGGUCUUAUGGACACAGGUUCCAUUCUUCUCCAGGUGCCCUGGCAGCUGGUACAGGGACCGUGAACAAUGGAACCAAACUCUCAGAGGACUAAAGUCCCAGCUUUCUUAUCUGACUUGGGGAAGGCCACAUUGAGGGGAAUCAGGAAGUGUCCCCGAUGUGGUACGUACAAUGGAACCCGUGGGUUGAGCUGUAAGAACAAGACAUGCGGAACCAUAUUUCGCUAUGGUGCCCGGAAGCAGCCUAAUAUUGAAGCUGUCAAAAUCAUCACAGGCUCUGAUCUACAGGUCUACUCUGUGCGGCAAAGAGACCGGGGCCCUGACUACCGAUGCUUUGUGGAGCUAGGUGUUUCAGAGACGACAAUCCAGACAGUGGGUGGGACAAUCAUCACUCAGCUGAGCUCUGGCCGGUGUUAUGUCCCCUCGUGUUUGAAAGCUGCCACUCAAGGCAUGGUGGAAAACCAGUGUCAGCACAUCAAGCUAGCAGUUAACUGCCAGGCAGAGGCUACCCCUCUGACUCUGAAGAGUUCAGUCCUGAAUGCUAUGCAGGCCUCCCCAGAAACCAAACAGACCAUCUGGCAGUUGGCCACAGAACCUACGGGUCCCCUGGUACAGAGAGUCACUAAAAACAUCAUGGUAGUGAAAUGCAAGACAAGCCAAAAGCACAGCUUGGGCUACUUGCACACGUCCUUCACGCAGAAAAUCAGCUCCAGAAGCCUGCCAGAGCGUCGCUUCUUCUGCUCCUGCCAGACUCUGAAGUCACACAAGUCCAGCGUCCCCAAGGCUGAGGCAGCCCCGAGGUGCAUCCACUUCUUUGCCUGCCUCUGUGCCUUUGCCAGUGAUGAAACAUUGGCUCAGGAAUUCUCGGACUUCCUAAGUCUUGAUGCCAGCGGUCUUAAAGAACUAAUUGUGCCCCAGUUAGGCUGCCACUCAGAAUCAUCUGUCUCAGCUUGUGAAUCUGCUACCCCUAAGCCACGGAAGAGGAAGAAGGAGGAAGUGUCUGGUUCACAGGUGAACAGCUCACUGAUGCCUCAAGACGCAGUAAACAGCAAUGUAAGGAAGAGUUGCCUGAAAAAGCCUGUGGUUGCCGCUUCACUGAAAAGACAGGUCUGUGGUCAGCUGUUAGAUGAGGCACAAGUGACCUUGUCCUUCCAAGAUUGGCUGGCCAGUGUCACAGAGCGUAUCCAUCAAACCAUGCACUAUCAGUUUGAUGGCAAACCAGAGCCCCUGGUGUUCCACAUUCCUCAGUCCUUUUUUGAUGCCUUGCAACAGAGAAUAUCCAUAGGAAGUGCAAAGAAACGGCUCCCCAACUCCACCACAGCUUUUGUUCGGAAAGAUGCCUUGCCACUGGGAACCUUUUCCAAGUACACCUGGCAUAUCACUAAUAUUCUGCAAGUUAAACAAAUUUUAGACACCCCAGAGAUGCCCCUGGAAAUCACACGGAGCUUUAUCCAGAACCGAGAUGGGACUUACGAGCUAUUUAAAUGCCCUAAAGUGGAAGUAGAGAGCAUAGCAGAAACCUAUGGCCGAAUAGAGAAGCAGCCAGUGCUGAGACCUUUGGAGCUGAAAACCUUCCUCAAAGUUGGUAACACUUCCCCAGAUCAAAAGGAGCCAACACCCUUUAUUAUUGAGUGGAUCCCGGACAUCCUCCCACAAUCCAAGAUUGGUGAGCUUCGAAUCAAGUUUGAGUAUGGUCACCACCGGAAUGGACACGUGGCUGACUACCAAGACCCAAGGCCACCCCUGGACCAGCCUUUGGAGCUGGCCCCUCUGACCACUAUCACUUUCCCUUGAGGCAAAUCGAGUUAUUUUGCGGAGUUUGCACAUCCCCACCCCUGACCACUGUAAAUUCUAGUAGCACUUAAUAUGGCCCCUGUUAAUAAACUGCACUUAGCUAAGGUGCAGUUGCUCAGAGCAUCCAUGUGGGUUCUGUAGAAGAAACUCUUGUACAUAGCCUUGUUGGCACUGCUGUGUACAGUCUUAUUAUAAACUAGGCACUUAUUUCUAACCAAGUCCAGGUCAUUGGCAUUCUCAUGGAGUCAUCUGCAACUCGACGACUUUCUGUAAUUCUCUAAGAAGUUGGCAGCUCUGGAACUUAGCCAACAGUAUGAAAACGAUAACGAUGCCCUGGGCAGAGCAGAAUGCAAAGGAUCUGCCUGAGAGCUCUAAUACUCUAUCCUGAUAGCAAAUAAAAUAGUGUCACUAGUUUUUUCAAAUGGUA